AUGAAAAAGAAAUUCAAAUCCAGAAAGUCCAAAAAUAUCGCUGAGAAAAAUGGACAAAGUGCUAACUACAGAUUUACAGUGAAUCCAUUAAUCAAACAAGAACUCCUGCAUCUGCUGAAUAAAACUAGUAGUACAGCAGACACCCUGGAGGCUGAAGGUGUGAAGUCAUGGAGCAAUUUUUACAUUCCGGGUAAUUUCAAAUCAAGUGUGAAGCAGCUAGCGAAAAGGGUUGGCGUUAAUCUUUAUCCUUUGAGUACUCAUGAUUUGAUGGAAAAUAACGAAUUUCUUACAUAUUUGGAGACCAAUUAUUCGAGGAAAAACACCUGCUUAGCCUAUGAAAAGAAACUUCUCCAGAUGUUGUAUCAAAAACAGUGA
Messenger RNA from Acanthoscelides obtectus, 375 nucleotides. The record is from the annotation of a GenBank genome assembly. Lineage: Eukaryota; Metazoa; Arthropoda; Insecta; Coleoptera; Chrysomelidae.